This is a messenger RNA of Vigna radiata var. radiata (mung bean), 709 nucleotides long. RefSeq lists its product as uncharacterized. The transcript has a single exon. Lineage: Eukaryota; Viridiplantae; Streptophyta; Magnoliopsida; Fabales; Fabaceae. The coding region runs from base 168 to 479 and encodes 103 amino acids. The record is from RefSeq and is a predicted model, not a curated record.
GUCGCCAGAGUCUAGUACUACUGUCUACAAAACAUCCGUGAAUCCUAUUCGCUCAGAAUCCGUGAACCAGAUUUUCUUACUUUCUUAAAUACCCACUUGAACUUGUUUCUUUUGUCUCUUGCAUUGUAGUACUUGUUUGGAAUCUGCGAUUGAUAACUUCCAGAAUCAUGGGCAACUGCAUGGAGACAGAAGGAGAUCAUGAAGAGGAGAAGCAAGAGGAAGAAAGAGGAAGAAGAUUUGUGAAGGAAAAUGGUGGUGUGAGCAUGAAAGUUGUGGUGACAAAGGAGGAGCUAAAAUGGCUGAUACUGAAACUGAAAGAGGAGAAAGGAAUGAGAUUGGAGGAAAUGGUGGCAGAGAUAGAAAGAGUGAGACAAGAGAAAGUUGAAGGCUGGAAACCUUCCUUGGAUAGCAUCAUGGAAGCUCCUGAAAUGCUUGAGAUGGAUAACACCACACCCACAUCAUCACAGCUUUCUCUGUAAAUUCAAUACUCUUGUUUUCUUUUUCCAUUGUUUACAAUAGUCAAACAUCAUCGACUAGGAUUUUCGUUUCUAGAUCUUAUGUUUGUUUUGGUCGAUGUAGAAAUUGAUGAGGUUGCUUUUUGGUCGCAUUUGCUGCAAUAGAUCUUCCUCUGCUAGAUUCUGUGAUGCUCUUCGAUGUUGUCUGCUGUUAGAUUCUUCAUUCAUUCUGAUUUACACUUUCUUAAGCUUAA